Messenger RNA from Iphiclides podalirius (scarce swallowtail), 1515 nucleotides. The record is from the annotation of a GenBank genome assembly. NCBI's taxonomy places the organism in Eukaryota, Metazoa, Arthropoda, Insecta, Lepidoptera, Papilionidae.
AUGUGUUUGGGUAAUCUCAAAUACUCGCCUAAAUAUGAUGAUGUCAUAUUUAGGCGAGUCCUGCGGGCCCCACAAAGCGGGGUGAUGUCACUAAGGACAUCACCCCGCUUUGUGGGCGGCCUCUAUGAUGAAAAGUGCAAUUGCGUACACAGGGCGUGCGGCCGCGCGGACUUCCCGAUGCCGAGUGACAACCCGAAGACCGAAGACCAGCUGCCGUUCGAGGAGACCCUGGAGAAGACCGGCAAUGGGGUAUACAACAUACUGCUCGCGGCAACCUGUGCCUUAUCACUCUUGGCAAUCGGCGCCGACCUCUUCGGCUUCAGCCUGGUGGUGGCAGCCGCCUGCGACCUUGAACUGACUGUCGCCCGGAAAGGCAUCCUCACCUCCAUGCCAUUCAUUGGCAUUCUCCUCGUGUCGUACAUCUGGGGCUACUAUCUGCAGCCUCGCAACCAACUGGAUCGCUCUGGGCGUGCUCAAGUUUUAUCCGUCUGUUUCUCUUGCGCCGCUAACUCCGUUUCCUACACGCUGGUGGGAGAGUCAUGCAUUGCGAGAGUUAGGAAUAAGUACAUGGUGAUGAUGACUUGCUUCAUACUACUGUCACCCGCGUUUGCAGCUGUUCUUACGUACCCGAUACUGAAGCUGCAAUUCGAGGUGCCGAUAUCACUCCUGGGCAUUGUCUUCAGGCCCUGGCGGCUGCUGAACAUCGCGCUCGCCGUGCCCUCAGGGUUGGGGGCGGUGGCGGUCUACUUCUUCAGGGAAUCACCCAAGUUCCUCGCCAAUUGCGGCCGACGGGAGGAGGCAUUGGACGUCAUGAGGACGAUCUACGCGGUGAACUAUUCCAGCUCCAAGCAAGAUUUCGGGGUCAGCUCUUUUACCGUAAUGGAGACAGAAAAGAAGAAGCUAUCGCUGUUCAGGGCAAUCUACGAGCAGAGUGCCCCACUCUUCAGGGCUCCGUACUUGCGGCGGACCCUCCAACUCUACUACAUAGUAGCAAUAGUCUUCAUAACGAACAACAGCUUCCUGGUGUGGCUGCCGCACAUCCUUAACCUGAUAAGAGUGUCGAUGCAGACCCAUUCCAUGACGGGGAACAUUUGUACCCUCAUAUCCAGCGACCAGCCGUCAAUAGCAGUGAAUAGCACCGCCAACGAGCCUGCAACUGACGGUACUUUGAGAAAAUCUCGCCUGACACGUGCAUCGGAACCAUCGAGGACAACGAGGAAGCUGAUGAUAGGCAUCCUUUGCCUAUCUUCAGUAAGCGGCUUCCUGGUCAGCGUGACUCCCGAGCCAGUGUCGAGCGUGGUACUAUUCAUGGUGUUCACGUCCACUUGCCUCGGCAUGGGCAUAUUGGCGUCGUACUUCGUCGACCAGUACCCCACUUCUUACAGAGGUAUGGUAGCCUGCCUGAGUAUUAUGGUGGGACGUAGUAGCUCGUUUGUUGUUCUAUCCAGCGUUGUCGCCGCGUGGUUCCUACCGCCAGACAAACCAUCUGAGCCCACGGAAAAAACAUCGAAACUA